Messenger RNA from Helicoverpa armigera (cotton bollworm), 3192 nucleotides. RefSeq names its product solute carrier family 22 member 3. Lineage: Eukaryota; Metazoa; Arthropoda; Insecta; Lepidoptera; Noctuidae. Bases 103 to 1830 code for a protein of 575 amino acids. Gene Ontology annotation, cellular component: membrane. The transcript has 12 exons. Gene Ontology annotation, molecular function: transmembrane transporter activity. Gene Ontology annotation, biological process: transmembrane transport. The record is from RefSeq and is a predicted model, not a curated record.
UCGUAAAUAUAUUAUCCGGCGCCGAAUGUUAUCAUUCAGUGUUCUGACUCCGGAAGGGAGGCACGCGUGUUCUAUAUAUAAAAGUGCUGAAAAACACGUGCGAUGGAUACGGCGCACGAGAUGCGUGUGAUUCGCGGAGAAGAACUCGACGCGAAACAGGAGCUAACAAAACAACCGAAGAGCGAUGUAGACGCUCUAGAGUUGGUGCUCCAGCACGUCGGCGAGAUGGGGCGCUAUCAGAAGCUACUGUUCGUCUGUAUGAUGCCGUUCGGUUUCUUCUUCGCGUACGUGUACUUCGUGCAGAUGUUUAUAGCUGCGACGCCGCAGCGCCAUUGGUGUGCAGUGCCUGAAUUGGCACAUUUGGAUAUGGAACUCAGACGCAACCUCUCAGCUCCGGGUGCAGAAACAGGCGUGUGGGACAAAUGUUCCACCUUCGACGUGAACUGGACGCAGGUCCUGCAGACCCUGACCCCGCCGCCACCAGGCACGCCGACCAUACCCUGCCAGCACGGCUGGGACUUCGAGAUGGUCGAUAUACCGUAUCAGACUGUUGUUACUGAGAGAGGCUGGGUGUGUGAGAAUGCUGGCUACGUACCCAUGGCUACAGCUGUGUUCUUCGCUGGGGCGGUCGCUGGUGGCAUCAUCCUUGGUUGGGUUGCUGAUCACUUUGGAAGGGUACCUGCUAUCAUGGGUGCCAAUCUGAUCGGCGGUAUCGGCGGCGUGGCGACGAUCUUCACGACCAGCGUGUGGGACUUCGUGCUUUGUCGGUUCCUCGUCGGCAUGGCAUUCGACAAUGCAUUUAUGAUGAUUUAUAUUUUAGUUCUGGAAUACAUAAGCGCUCGUCACCGCACAUGGGUGGCGAACAUUUCUAUCGCGAUGUACUUCGGGUUGGGCUGCGUGUCGUUACCCUGGAUGGCGCUGUGGAUCAGCGACUGGAGACUGCUCGUGUGGGUCACUUCGACCCCUAUGUUUAUUGUGCUGUUAGCGCCGUGGGUGUUGCCUGAGAGCGCUAGGUGGUAUGUGAGUCGAGGCCGAACUAACCAGGCGGUGCAAGUGUUGAGGAAGUUCGAGAAGGUGAACGGCACCAAGAUCCCUGAUGACGUCAUGGAUGAAUUUAUCGUGGCAUCAACACAAACCAAACAAACAAACGAGUCUCUCCUAGUCCUCAUGAAGAGCGUCCCCCUCCGUACAAUCAUGAUCCUCAUGUUGAUCCUGUACAUGUCCUGUGCUGUGGUGUUCGAUGGCCUGGUGAGGAUGUCUGACGCGUUCGGACUUGACUUCUUCAUCAGUUUUACGCUGACUUCGGCUACGGAGAUACCUUCAGUGACGCUGCUGGCUUUUGUGCUUGACAGAUGGGGACGUAGAAACCUCACCGCUGGCCCGCUGAGCAUAGCGAGUGUACUCAUCGGAAUUGCCAUAUUCGUGCCCAAAGGCAUCCCUCAAGCCUCAAUGGCGAUCGGCGCCCGUUUCUUCAUCAACAUGGCGUACACGGCGGUGAUCCAGUGGUCGGCCGAGCUGCUCCCCACCGGCGUGCGCGCUUCGGGCUUCGCCGCGCUGCACAUCAGCGGAUACAUCGCCUCUGUGCUGUCGCCUUAUAUUGUGUUUUCGGAACGAUUAUGGACUCUCCUACCGCUGCUUAUCCUGGGAGUGGUAUCCGUGCUCGGAUCAGGCAUCAGUAUGGUCCUCCCGGAGACGAAGGGCCGGCCCAUGCCGCAGACUAUGGCAGAUGGAGAGAGGAUCGUGCAGGAACAAGGAUUUUGCGGGAGAGGUAUACCCGAUGCGGAUGAAGAGGACUGGAAGACUGAGAAAGAAAAGGCUCUUAUUGCGUAGCGUUACAGACUAUAUUCGCUUGUAAUCAAUCUAUUAACGGUAGAAACCUCUCGAAGAAUUCCUAGGACCUGCCUAGGCAUGUACUUAAAGAUUUUCGUCAAAAAUUUUCGUCAAGCAUACUUAACUAACUUAAGUGGACGGUUAUCAGAAUAUUUUUAUGUUAUUUUGAAAUCGUUAAAUUUUACUUUGCGUUGGAUUGACGAAACAUGCUGUUGUUGAAUUUUGAAUUUUAAAUGGGUUAUACAGGUAAAAUAUUUUGUAAAGGUUGAAAACCUUCUCUUGAGCACUUUUGAUAUUGUGAGCACGGCAUUCAGUAUAUUAUUGUUAAAGCUGUAUGAAGUAUUUUGGAAAAGUUAGAGUUAAAAAGUUAUUUUCAAAACGUCGUGGUUUUAUAUUGAGCGACUCUCUCUCGACUUAUAUUUUGAAGUACGUAGUGACCAUCCAUCCUGACGGACAUGAAACACCUAUACCUACUUAUUAUCGCAGUAUCGAAUUUUCUGAAACUGUUUUGACAGUAAAUAGUAUUACAAUAAGAUAUUAAGCUAAGUUCAGUUUUGCUUCCAAUAUUGUUAAGUUUGUAAAUCACUUGUUUGCCUCUAGAAGUCUAGAAUAUACGACCGUAAGAUAGUCUAACUAUUGUAAGUAGGUAGAUAAUGUUCAAUCUCUCAAUUACUUAGGUUGUUCUACAAGUAUUUAACUUAGUCUUUGGUCAAUUCGUAGAUGUAAGGUCAACAAAGUGUAUUACUAGCUAUAUAUGUAGCUAACUUGUUUAAAACCAGUGUACCUACCAAGAAAUCUUUAAAAUUGUAACAGUAUUUUCAAUAUAAUUACAGUUUAAACUUAUAACACCUAUUUAGGCCUGAAACAUAUCUAAAUCCAGACAUAUUCUGAUGCAUAUUCUGCAUUAUUUAAAUACAUAUCGAGGUACCUAAAUUAGGUACAUUUUAAAUUAAAUUGUUAUUAAGUGCCUACAUUUAUAAUCAGCUUUAGCUCAUAUUAUAAUUUAGGCUAGCCCGAUAAUAACUAGGAUGUUUAAGCGUUGUGGUUUAGAACAAACUGUACUGUGAUAUUAUUGAAUUCAAUUCAAUAUUAUUGUGUAUAAACUAAAUAAUAAUAUACUUAGUACGUUACCAUCGAGAGUUCGUUAAUCCUGAGAGAUUGUUUUAAGAUUCCAGUGACCCGCCAUUUUAACAAUAUCGAAUGAUUCUUAUCUCGCGACAAUUGUUUUACGUUAAAAAAAAUAGGUGAACUAAAUAAUAAUUAAUUUAUAAUUAGCAUAAGUCUGAGUAAUUGUUAUGAAAUAAAUAGUUUAACUUUAAGCACAGUUGUACAAUACAUUCAAUAAAAGUAUGAUGAAUUUUC